Aegilops tauschii subsp. strangulata is the source of this 1338-nucleotide messenger RNA. RefSeq names its product protein STRICTOSIDINE SYNTHASE-LIKE 4. Gene Ontology annotation, cellular component: endomembrane system. NCBI's taxonomy places the organism in Eukaryota, Viridiplantae, Streptophyta, Magnoliopsida, Poales, Poaceae. Gene Ontology annotation, molecular function: hydrolase activity. The record is from RefSeq and is a predicted model, not a curated record.
CGACACGCUUACUUGAAGUCUUGAACCGAAGCACCGCGCUCCAGCCAGUGUCAGUGUGUCACUCGCCGUUCCUUCGCUGGUCACUUGCGGUUCUGUGCGAGCGUUCCGGGAUCGUCGCCGACCAACAUUGGGUUCGUCGUCCCUCAUGGCGCCGGGUGGUCUCUUGGGCACGGCGGCCGUGGCCGUGCUCUUGUCGCUGGCGGUACACGUCGCGCUCCACUGCCCCAUCCAGCCGCUCCCGUCGCCGCCGCCGCCCGCGCGGCACCCUCCCAAUAACCUCCUCCAGGGGCUGGAGAAGCUCGGGGAAGGGCGGCUGAGCGGGCCGGAGGACGUAUACGUCGACGCGGCGGCGGGCGGGACGCUGUACACGGCGACGAGGGACGGGUGGCUGCAGAGGAUGCAGCCCAACGGGUCGUGGGAGCACUGGCGGUUCGUCGGCGGCACGGACCUGCUCGGCAUCGCGCCCUCCGCCGACGGCAGCAUGCUCGUCUGCGACGCUCACAAGGGAUUACUGAAAGUCGAGGACGGUCACGUGACCAUUCUCGCAUCCACGGUCGAAGGCUCCACGAUCAGGUUUGCCGACGCGGUGAUCGAGGCAUCCGACGGCACGGUCUACUUCAGCGACGGGAGCACCAGGUUCGGCUUCGGCGAGUGGUUCCUCGACUACCUCGAGGCCCGCCCCACCGGCCGGCUCCUCAGGUACGACCCCGGCACCGGCAAGGCCUCCGUCGCGCUCGACAACCUCGCCUUCGCCAACGGCGUCGCCCUGUCGCGGGACGAGGCCUUCGUCAUCGUCUGCGAGACAGCGGGGUUCAGAUGCACGAGGCUGUGGCUGAAAGGGGACAAGGCUGGACAGAAGGAGACCUUCGUCGACAACCUUCCGGGGUCUCCGGAUAACAUCCAUCUAGCACCAGACGGCUCCUUCUGGAUCGCCCUUCUCCAGCUAAGGUCGCCAUGGAUGGACCUGAUCACCCGCUGGACCUUGGCCAAGAGAGUCGUCGCGUCGAUCCCGGCGCUUCACGAACCCAUCAAGGCAACGGCGAAGGGAGCGAUGGUGGCCCAAGUGUCGGAGGACGGUGAGAUCAUCCGUGUGCUCGACGACUCCCAAGGGAAGGUGAUCCACUUCAUCACUUCCGUGACGGAGUUCGAUGGGCAUCUGUUCUUGGGAAGCCUUUCCACGAACUUCGUGGGGAAGCUGUCUCUGGCGAAGGUGCCACAUGUGCAUGCGGCAGUUUCAUCCUAGACAUGUACUGUUAGUGUUACCUCUUACCUGUUAUGGUGUAAUCAUCCAUUUCCAGUGGAAUAAUAAAGAUAAGGGGGCACUAACCCAACUAGCAA